GUUUUUCCUUCCCCUAGCAACCAACCCACCAACCACCCAAACUCUACCCCUACACCCCCCCCUGCCACUAACUGAGUGUGAUGCAACCUGCCUCAACCCAGCGGUAUAAAGCCCACUCCAUCGCCCACAUCUCCCUUUCCCUCUCCCUCCCUCGUCCAUCCGUUCUUCAACCUCACCACAACGCUCAUCAACUCACAGCUGCGUCUACUUUCAACGCGUAAUUUCGCCCACCUCCACUUUUCAAAAACCUUUUCGAAAACCCAACUCUUACGCCAAAGAUGUCUUCCGGAGGCAAAGGUGGAAAAGCUGCCAGUGGCAAGCCUUCUCAGAGCCGUUCUUCUAAGGCCGGUCUCGCUUUCCCCGUCGGUCGUGUUCAUCGUCUUUUGAGGAAGGGAAACUAUGCUCAACGUGUCGGUGCCGGCGCUCCUGUCUAUCUCGCUGCCGUUCUUGAGUACCUUGCUGCCGAAAUCCUCGAGUUGGCUGGUAAUGCUGCCCGUGAUAACAAGAAGACUCGUAUCAUUCCUCGUCAUCUUCAGCUUGCCAUUCGCAAUGAUGAGGAAUUGAACAAGCUUCUUGGCCACGUCACUAUCGCCCAAGGUGGUGUCUUGCCUAACAUUCACCAAAACCUUCUCCCCAAGAAGUCUGGAAAGGGUGGUGCCAAGGGCGCCUCUCAGGAGUUGUAAACUUCUUCCUUUUUCGAUUUCAAAUAAAUAAAAAUAAUUCUGCGCAAAUCAACGCGUUUUGUCUGGCUUCUUUGAUCGGUCCGGGUGUGAUUUUUUUGUGUGGAAAUGUGAAAAAGAUCCGAGGAUGAGGGAUACAGGAGAUGGGACGACGGGAAAGCGAGUGGUUGAUCAAAUAAAUUUUAUGGGUGGUUAUCGCUGGUGUUUUUCUAGUCACUUCUUUUCCCUUGGUUUCGGGUUACGAUCACAAAUUCAAACUCGAUAAACUUCUUUGGGAUUUGGGUUUUUCUUUUCUUUUCCAUUUUUUCUAUUUCUUCGUGGGCAUUUAUCAUGUAUUAUAGGCGUGUUUGAUUCAAUGAUUGGGGGGGGUCUAUUUCAUGUAACUGUCUACGCAAAUGGAAUCGUUGGUUUGAUAUGCUAUAA
Molecule: messenger RNA, 1103 nt
Organism: Tuber melanosporum (Perigord truffle)
Lineage: Eukaryota; Fungi; Ascomycota; Pezizomycetes; Pezizales; Tuberaceae
Exons: 4
Coding region: 279-683 (134 amino acids)
Cellular component (GO): nucleosome
Molecular function (GO): structural constituent of chromatin; DNA binding; protein heterodimerization activity
Source: RefSeq, a predicted model, not a curated record